CAUAAUAUUUGCUAUUGAUUUGGCACACGUUUGCGGCGGGAAUUUAGCGAGCGGAAGAAAAAUCGCCAGAAAAAUAGCUUCGACUCUCCAGCCUACCAGACUCAAAAGCCUCAGCAUUGUCCACCACGACUCUUUGAGGAAAAUCCGACAAUAAUCAACACUACAGACAAAAUGUCGGACGGAGAAGAGACCCAAUCUAACCCCCCCGUCGCCGCCGACGAGGUCGAGGUCAGCGCUGAUGCCGGCACCUCCGGCCAGAUGUCCGUCCUCGACGCUCUCAAGGGCGUCCUCCGCAUUUCGCUGAUCCACGACGGUCUUGCCCGUGGUCUCCGCGAGGCUGCUAAGACCCUUGACCGUCGCGAGGCUCACAUGUGUGUGCUCAACGAGGGCUGCGAGGAGGAGGCUUACAAGAAGCUGGUUGUUGCGCUUUGCUCGGAGCACAAGAUCCCCUUGAUCAAGGUUCCUGAUGGAAAGAUGCUCGGCGAGUGGGUUGGCCUUUGCCAGCUCGACCGUGAGGGUAACGCCCGCAAGGUCGUCAACUGCUCUUGCGUUGUCGUCAAGGACUGGGGUGAGGAGUCGCAGGAGCGCUCUGUCCUCCUCAACUACUUCCAGACUGAGCAGUAAGCGCCUCGCUUCCUCGGCGAUGACUCGGUGGAUUAUGAUGUGAUGUGUUAUGGAUAAGAUGACGGGGUGAAUGGGACUGGGAUGGAUUAGUUUUCAGGCUCGGUUCUGUUUCUAUUUUCUUGUCAUGUUGGAAUGUCUGUAGCCCAUCUAUCUAACAUUGGGUUUGUGCGUGUCAUGAUGAGUGGCAUUGCAUGCUUACAAACAAUAUUUUUUCCACAAACUAUUGUUCGAAGUGUUAGAAAGAGUGAUCAGUAGAUUCUAACGUAAAGUACACUAUUUUACCAAUCAACCAAAUAUGUAAAAGAAUGGACAUAUAGCACAGA
Molecule: messenger RNA, 947 nt
Organism: Aspergillus ruber CBS 135680
Lineage: Eukaryota; Fungi; Ascomycota; Eurotiomycetes; Eurotiales; Aspergillaceae
Product: 40S ribosomal protein eS12
Exons: 4
Coding region: 172-624 (150 amino acids)
Biological process (GO): translation
Cellular component (GO): cytosolic small ribosomal subunit; ribosome
Molecular function (GO): structural constituent of ribosome
Source: RefSeq, a predicted model, not a curated record